This is a messenger RNA of Dentiscutata heterogama, 281 nucleotides long. NCBI's taxonomy places the organism in Eukaryota, Fungi, Glomeromycota, Glomeromycetes, Diversisporales, Gigasporaceae. The record is from the annotation of a GenBank genome assembly.
AUGUCUAGGAAAACUCCUUCAAUAUUUGCUAUUAUAGUAUAUCAAGGGAUAUAUCUUUUGGCGGGAAUUUAUCAAACACUUAGUAUACAAUAUUUAUAUUAUCAAGGAGCUGCUAAUGAAAAAAGUCUUUUGGUGAAUGUUAUACAUUAUAUUGGUGCAGCCUUGGUUGGAAUAUUACUUAUGCCCGCAUGGUUUGCAAAAAGAAAAGCACAUGAGACCAUCAUAGAUAAAACUGAUGACCCAGAAUUUGACAUUGUAACGAAAGCUCUUAAAGAUUAUCA